AAUAGACAAUAAUGAGUUUCUUUAUGAAAACCUUUUGCUCCAUUCUUGGUCUUUCAAAUUCCCAGAGCCAAUCAACUCCUCUUCGCCGGAAUUUUCCAACUCGCGACAGAGGAUUGAGCGUCAUUUCUACAACCGGCGACAUUGAAGAAUUUGAAGCACCGGCCAACGUUCUUGAUUCCAUCGCCAUUAGACCGACCGUCAUCGCCGGCGAAUCUUUACGGGACAGCGGUGAGGGUCAUUCCAGACCGAAUGAAGACGCCGGCCAGGUUCCGACCACCGGAGACGACGCCCUUGAAUAUGCUGCUCCUGUUGGCUUCGAAAUCCGCGCUGAUGGUUUUGCAACGUGGACGGCGCAUCUAGGGCUUGAAAGCUCAAGCGAGAAGGAGAAAGGAAGUAAUCUGUUGGAGGAGCCCCCGCCGCCGGCCGAAACAAGAUCAAGAUCGACAAUGCCGAGAGCGAGGAGAGAGAAAGUGACAGUAAAGAAUUUCCCGCCACUUCUUUCCACUUUGAACCAAAACGGACGGCCUAGAUUCAGUCUGAAGAAAGUGAGAAAAGACUGUCGGUUAGAGAUCGUAAAAGUCCCAAACGAGUGGCCGGGGGUCGUACGGACUCCUUGCGGAGACGGUGGACUGAAAACACAAUUCAUCGAUGCUGAUCAAGGCGAUGACGAAGAUGUUGGAGGUGAUGGGAAGCAACGGUGGCAAAAAGAGGCGGUUCACGGCGGUUUGAAGGAGGUAGCAGUGGUUUCACCAAUAUGUGAUGAUCUGUUAAGACAAUUUUUUUAA
This is a messenger RNA of Cornus florida, 785 nucleotides long. RefSeq lists its product as uncharacterized. NCBI's taxonomy places the organism in Eukaryota, Viridiplantae, Streptophyta, Magnoliopsida, Cornales, Cornaceae. The transcript has a single exon. The record is from RefSeq and is a predicted model, not a curated record. The coding region runs from base 12 to 785 and encodes 257 amino acids.